Molecule: messenger RNA, 1283 nt
Organism: Colletes gigas
Lineage: Eukaryota; Metazoa; Arthropoda; Insecta; Hymenoptera; Colletidae
Gene: PQBP1
Product: polyglutamine-binding protein 1
Exons: 6
Coding region: 104-997 (297 amino acids)
Molecular function (GO): protein binding
Source: RefSeq, a predicted model, not a curated record
GAUAAAUAGUAUGUUCAGACAAAAUGAAAUGAAUUGUUAUUGAAUUGUGCGGAUGUCAACUUAUUUACGUGAAAAUACAAGAUAGUAUCGUGAAAAAUAUAAAAUGCCAUUACCAGCUGCUUUAGCUGCACGACUUGCGAAAAGAGGACUAAUUUGUGAAUCAGAAAAACAUGAAUCCACGAAAAAAGAAUCGAAGAAGAGGAUCCACGAGGAAGUAAUCGCGGAGGAUUAUGAUAGUACAAAAGACGAAAUUAGUCCGAUUGAUAUAUCUCAAAAAUUCAUGGGAUUCAGUGGUUGUCCCAACAAAUACAAUAUUUAUCAUGAUUGUACAAAAAAAUGUAAAGAAUUGUGGGGACUUGGGCAUGUACAACCUUCAGACAAAUACUUGAAAAAACAAUUAAGACUUAUACAAAAGUAUCCUUUACCAGAGACAUGGAAAGCUGUUUAUGAUCCAGGAUGUGGUCAACAUUAUUACUGGGAUUGGUCAUCGGAUCUGGUGUCUUGGUUACCACCGGGUCAUCCAAAAUGUCAGAUAUCUCAGCCUGCGUCUCAGUUAAGAGAGGAACUGCAUCUUAAAGCAGCAGAACAAGAUGAUAAUAUGUCGAGCGAUGAUAGCGGUAGCGAUCAAGAGCCGAUGGAAGUGGAUGAACCGGAUCCGAAGAAAGAUAGGAAAGUAGAAAACAGGCUGAGACACAAGUCAAUGGACAACAAAAGAAUACAAAGGUUGGAUAGGUCCGACGGUAAAGAUAAAAAAGAUCGCACUCUAGAUCCCAUGGAUCCAGCAUCUUACAGCGAUAUUCCACGGGGUAAAUGGUCGGAUGGUUUAGCAAGGCACAACGAAGCUAAAACUGGCGCAGACACAACUGCUUCAGGGCCACUUUAUCAGAUGAGGCCAUAUCCUAGUCCAGGCGCAGUACUUAGAUCAAAUAGAGCCAAUAAAACAGAACCUGAAUCGUCUAAUAAAGCUAAAGUAACAGGACCCGAAAAACCAGAAUAAAAGCUUUGAUUUUUUUGUGUAUUGUACAAUUUAUUAUAUACCUUAAAUGUAAGUUUAUUGUCUUUUACCAAAGUUGCAUAGGUACGCAUAAAUACGCGGACCCUUGGUCGAAACGUUGUUAGUUUUCCGAUCUUUAUAAUUUCAAGAAAAGAAAUUGUAAAGUUUGGACCUUCUAUUUUCAUAUAACUAAGUUGAAUUUCAAAUUUUAACGAACUCUAAAAAUUUUUUACGCAACCAAAACUACCGUGAAACUUGAAAUAAGAUUUUAUUUCAUUUCGAACGAGAU